GACAUGUCAAUAAUCAAUAUGGUAACCUCUGUUUUUAUCUUUGACAGAAGAAAUUAAACACUAUUUUAAUAGAAAACAUUAAUAAUUAUUAUUUUUUAUUCCACGUUAAUUGAUCUUUUGUGUUCUCAAAGUGUUCAUAAUAUACAAUAUUAAAAAGGAAGUGAUACAUUAUUAAGAUGGCAAACAUUAUUCCUCCACUUGUUAGUGAAACUCCUCCACCACCCCCUUCAGAUGAUGAAGAUGACGACGAAUUUGAUGAUUUUAGAGGGUCUAAUGAUAUAUCAUAUGGCUGUGACAGUUUUUCUCUAUCUUCUCCGGAUCAGUCCCCUAAGAAACUGCCUAAAGAAGUUUUAAAUAGCAAAGAUGAACCUGUUUUAUAUUUAGAAUCAGAAAAAAACGAUAUAGACAACUCAAAGGAAACCUUACAAGCUAAUGAUCUUGAAAGAAGUAAAGAUAGAGAUGAAAAUUUAGUUAUAUCAACAGAUUCGUUAAAGGAAGACAUUACUGAAUCAACGAAUGAAAGUUCUGGUUCGAAAAGUAAAGAAUCUGAUGACUUUUUUAGUAAAAAUAAUUAUGUUAAUCGAGAAUUAGGAGAUAAUAUUACAGAAAACAUUCCAGGUCAAUUGAUUAUUGAAAAUAACUCAAGUCAUGAAAGUAAAAUUUGUGAUAAUAGUGAUAAACCCAUAAAAAGUAAUCCUGAUAUAUCAAAUGAGGAUACUAAUGAACUGAAUACAUCAAAUGGUUGUUCUUUGGAAGACGCUGAUAGUAUAAAAAAAAUCACUAGUUUCUCAGACUACAGCUCAGGUACUAAUUGGUCUGCUGAUUUUAUUAGUAGCGACAAUUAUGAAAGUAACUUAGACUCAGAAUUAUCGAUAUCCAGUGACAAUGCCAACUUCAAAUCAGUGAAUAAGGACGAGGGGUUUUCAGAUCUUUCAAAAGACGUUAAUAAUACAGACGAUUUUGCAAAUUUUCAUCAACGAUUAACAAAAACGUUAAAAUAGAUAUAGAAACUAUUAGUAAUUCAACACAUUCCAAAAAUAUACGCAAUGCUGAAAAAACUAAUCUAGUCAAAGAUAAAAAUAUUCAAAACAGUUCAGAAACUAAUUUUAACCAUGAGGACGAUAAUAAUGAUUUUAAAAUUGACAGUGAAGACGACGAUUUUGGAACAUUUGCUUCACAAACUAUUUUUGACAGUUCGCCGAAAUUUGUAAAUAAUGAAAUGGAACACAUAAAAGAUACAAAGAUUAUAACAAAUGAAACUAAAUAUUUAGAAACUGAAGAUAAAUCUCUCGUUCAAUCUCGAAAUUUUUUACCCGAUGAUGAUUUAUCUGUAGAGUCUAAAAAACAUGAUGAAAUUAAUACUGAACACACAGAUUUUAAAUCUGAAACUAGCACACAGAAAGAUAUUAUUAAUUCGGAAAUAUUUCAAGAUUUUCCUGUAUUUGGAAUAGAUGAUGCCAUUAAAGCAUGCGAAUUCGACGAUUUUGCAAAUUUUACAUCGGCUACUGAGGGUUCAAAAGAACAGCAGCAGCAAGUUACAAAUGAAAAAGAAACUUCAGAAUUUGGUGUUUUCACCGCAAGUGCAUCACAGGAAGAUAAUGACUUUGGUGAUUUUGGCAAUUUUACGUCACAGGCAUAUCCAUCCACAAGUAAAGAAGGUGGCUCUAAAGAUGUAGUAGAUGACGAUGAUUUUGAUGAUUUUGCCUCAUUUUCUACAACAACUGAUCCCCAAGGCUUAGAUCCUAAUAUUUCUGAUGAUGCUUUUGGAGAUUUCGGUAAUUUCACGUCGUCUACUUCUGAUCCGAAACCAGAUAAUCAGUCACUAGAGGAGACAUUCCCUGUUCUUGAUGUAAAAGAAGUUUUCAAAAAAACGGAGGAGGUGGUAAAGGAAAUAUUUGUUCUUCCUGAAGAAACGCAGGAAGAUUUUAUCUAUUUUGAACUAGGAAAAGAUGAUUUUGUUUUCAAGCAAAUACAGGAUAUAACAGAUUCUCCUGCUUUGACAUACCAUUGGUCAAAAUCUACAAGUCAGAAGUAUUUGCUCAAAAGCUUAAACAUUGAUGCUAGAAAUAUACUCCACGGGCACAACUGGAACCCAUCAGUUCCGAAAUUCGCCGCGAAUUUGGGUGGUCAGCCGUUAGAACCUAUUAAGAUGGAAUCUCUUACACCAUCGCCAUCUAAACCAACCCCUCCGGCUCCUCAAACCAGCUCUCAAACUUCUCAAGAGGCUCAAGAUGUACCAAGUGCGCAGUUCGACUGGACAAAUUCUGGAUUGGUGAAUCCCCUCGACUAUUCAUCUAAUGAAUUGACCAAAGAACCUGUGAAACCGAAAGCUCCCAAAUCCAUCUCACCAAGCGUGGAGUUUGAAGAGUUCACCUCAUUCCAAUCUUCGAAAUCUUCGGAACAACCUCAGAUUCCCUCCUGGCCCACUGUACCCUUAAGAGAAACAUACAUAUCUGAUGUUACACAAUCCCAUAUCGAUGUAGAUGUAUGCCUACAGCCUACCAUAGUAACUCCCGAAUUGCCUAGAAAAAUAAUAUCUGAAGAGGAUUCAGUGUUCACUGAGACAAACCUAGAAGUUAAAGAUAUUGUUGAAAAACAUGUCGAUGAUGUAGAAUUUGACGAUUUUCAGAGUUUUCCCGAAAACGUUGAACAUAGUAGUAAUAAAACAGAUGCAGAUCAAGUUCCUGAAAAAUUAUCUUAUGACAGCAUUUCUAGCAAGACUAUUCUAGAAUUAACACCAAUAUCAACAGGCAGUAAAAACAACGAUGAGACAAUAACACAGUUUGAUGCAUUCGUCGAUAAAAAUGCUUUCGAUAAUAGAGUAGAGUUUUCAAAACCGUCAAUACCAGAAAUUACGAAUAUUUUUCCAGAAAUUCCAAGUAAUCCUCUACCAGAGCCUGUAAAAACACUUGAAUUGCAACCAAAACCUUUAGGCGAUAACAACGAAGGCGACGACGAUUUUACAGAGUUCCAUUCUUCAGUACCGUUACCCCAGCCGCAAGUUACACCAAUGGCACCCAUCUUAGAGCCUUUGAAGCCUGUGCCGGUCUACUCGAAUGCUCCUUCAUCUCAGAUUAACUGGCCGGAUCCAGGUGUUACCGAUGAUGAAAUCAGAAGGUUUGAAGAAGUUUUUUCGGUGCCACUAAACCAGAUACAUGAAGAGAAGCCUAGUUUGGAAGAUAAACAAGAGAAACCGAAGAAAGACAAACCGAAUGAAGCGAAAGUAAAUAAUAAUUUUAGUACGGUUCACACAAAGAAGUCUGAAAUAAAGGAAAAUGCAAGGACUGACUUUCCACUUUGGGAUACUUCUCCGGAAAAGAAACCUUAUAGAAAGCCGGAGUUCAAACCAGAACCCAGAAAGGUAGAAGUGAAACCGAAUCCCAUUGAAAAUGACGAGUGGUCAGAUUUUGUGUCUGUGCAAAAACCCUCCCCAAUUCACAAAGCAAAAUUCUCAGACCGAAAUCAAACAUCUAGUCCCGAUUUACCCCUUUCUGUUCUCAAUUUAGGGAGCAUACAACCAGCUAAACAGCCUAUUCCUGUUAUUACGCCUCGAGGUUUGGUUCAAACCAAACUAUCAACUAAUAUGAACCCCGUUAAUCAACACAAAUCUAAUUUGAUACAUCCUAAGCCUUCCUACGGCCAACCUGUAUUACAACCUUCUAUUAUAAGCAACCAGUUUGCUUCUCAGGCUUACAAUGUGGGCAUGAAUGCUCCGCAACCAUAUAGUUUUGUAUCAACUAUGUCCCAAUCUUCUAGUGGCGGAACUCUAAAAUCUAGUCAUACAGUUACAAACAUAAUGGCUAAUGGUCAAGAAGACGACGAAUGGGGUGAAUUUGUAUCAAGCCCCCUACCACCACAGCUUCAAAACUCCUCUACUACUGUUGGACAUAGCUGGAACCAAUUCGUACCUAACCCAGUGCGAUUAAACAAUCCGAUGACAGGUAUACGAGAUCAUAGGAGGUCAAACAGUUCAGGAGGACAGAAAAAGAGUAGUCACGUUCCAGGUAUGGUAUUGCCAGAUUUGGAUUUUAAGGCUCUCAAAGAGCGUUCUAGCGUUACUAGGAAGAAAUGACCAAGGAAUCAGGUCGUACUUUAAGGUUGUAUAUUUGUACAGAUAAAAUUUUAUAGUACUGAAAUCACCGAAGUUUUUACGUUUCAAAAAGUAGGAUGUUUAUAAUAGAUGUUUUUAAUUUUAAAUUAUUUGUUGUCUUAAAAACUAAAAAGUUUAUAAUACGACUUUUAAGUCAUACAUAAUCAAACAAUUUCCAUAGACAAUUGAACGUACUGAUAAGUGAUAAAUAUAUAUUUAUGAAGUUAAAAGCUGCAGUUAGCUACUUAUUUAUUUUAUGAACGUUAUGACAACACAAAACCUAAUGUACUGUAUUGGUAAAAAAAUUCAAAGUUGUGUACUGUAUUGGUAAGAAAAUACAAACGGCCCCUUUACUUUUUACUGCUCACUACUAAGUGCUGGUCAAUAAUGGAUUUUCUACCAACCGUUAAGGUUGGUAUUAGCUAAUUUUAUGAGCUAUAUAUUGAGCAGAUAUACUCAUAUAUUGCGAUUUUAUAGUCAAGACGUUUUAUAGUCCGGAGUCUGGAUGAGUCUUGUUACAAUUAAUAUACUUAAUAUCUUUCAGUAUUUUUUUCGGAGAUCACUUGUGACUAACGAUGGGAACUCUAGGUUAAAAAUAGCUAGAUAAUUUGAAUCACUACAAAAACCUGUGUGAGGAAAACACGAAGAUUUCGACAUGUUAAAAACUGACCUAAUUCCAUUUAUACACAGUUUCUUGACUUUUUCACUCCAAUAUUAAAAAAAAAAUGAGAAUAAGCUCAAACUGGAUUGACUGAUGAAGUUUCUCAAAUAAAUUGUUCAGCGUCACCUCAAACUAAACUUUAUAAGGAAUUAAAAUGAAAUAAAAUACACAUAUUACUGUAAUUUAUAUU
Diabrotica balteata is the source of this 4941-nucleotide messenger RNA. NCBI's taxonomy places the organism in Eukaryota, Metazoa, Arthropoda, Insecta, Coleoptera, Chrysomelidae. The record is from the annotation of a GenBank genome assembly.